AUGCCAAUUCAUUUCUCUCUCUCGCCUAUCUCCCUCUCCCGUUUGUCACUGUUCAGCCUGAGGACGAAGGAGAGAACUCCGCCGGAAUUGCUCAGAUCUUCAUCUCUCAACCUCGAUCCCAUCUCAGAUUUCUUCAGCCAGAGGAUUCGACUGCCACGAAGGAAAAAGAAUUGUUUAGAAAAGAGAAGGGAGAGCGCCAG
Ilex paraguariensis (yerba mate) is the source of this 200-nucleotide messenger RNA. The record is from the annotation of a GenBank genome assembly. Lineage: Eukaryota; Viridiplantae; Streptophyta; Magnoliopsida; Aquifoliales; Aquifoliaceae.